Messenger RNA from Amorphotheca resinae ATCC 22711, 3526 nucleotides. RefSeq lists its product as hypothetical. Bases 394 to 3138 code for a protein of 914 amino acids. The record is from RefSeq and is a predicted model, not a curated record. Lineage: Eukaryota; Fungi; Ascomycota; Leotiomycetes; Helotiales; Amorphothecaceae. The transcript is spliced from 7 exons. Gene Ontology annotation, biological process: regulation of DNA-templated transcription; DNA-templated transcription. Gene Ontology annotation, cellular component: nucleus. Gene Ontology annotation, molecular function: zinc ion binding; DNA-binding transcription factor activity, RNA polymerase II-specific; DNA binding.
GGAGUUAAAGCGAAGCGAACGCCGACUCGUAUAAUCCGAAUUUAAUUAUAUACUUUUUGGAACGAGCAAUUCCCACCGCAGACUUGGGGAGCGCGGGGCGCAAUCUCAGGUCCUCUGUCCUCAAAACAUUCAAUUUUCAGAAUGAAUGUAAUGAGAAUCUUUUGGCAACCCACCAGAAUUGCAUUCGCAUCUACCUGCAACGAUUUAGCGCCCAUCUAGGCGGCUAUCCCGCAAGCAUCGCAUAGAGCUCCAGUGUACCAUUUCUCAUUUUUCGCAACGGCAGGUUGAAAUCUAGCAGGGUCUGUCUUGUGAGGAGGCGAGGUUUGGUUGAGCUUAUUGCAAUCCUUGGAAGUGCGCUAUAAUAUUCAGACAACAAACAUCUGUGUCGAGACUAUGUCAUCUGCGUCAAAUACCCCUCCCGAGGGCUUUUUCAACGAUCUCUCCCGCCCAACAGGGAGCAAUGGACGAGACAGUCAUCAAAGUCUCCCUGUGGAUGCGAAUGCUACAGCUGGGGGAGCAAGCGCCGGUGAUUCUGUUGUCCCCAAGCCCAAACGCAUCGCUUGUAUCAUAUGUAGGAAAAGGAAGCUCAAGUGUGACGGAUCAAAGCCAAGCUGUUCGACAUGUACGAGAUUAGGCCAUAGUUGCGCGUAUGAUGAGGUUCGCAAAAAGUCGGGGCCAAAACGAGGAUACGUAAAGGCCCUGGAAGAGAGAUUAAAACAGGUUGAGACAUUGCUCAAAACACAGGACCCUCUGGUAUCCGUACCAGAAGCUGGACCAACAAGCUUCACAAGCAGCCAAAGCUCUGGAGUUGGUCUUCAGCCUGUUGGAGCCACAGAUUUCGGAUCUCAAAAUCCACCUGGAGGAGUUGUAAAUGAAGUUCCUACAGAACGCUGGCGUUAUAAUGAAGGAUCUCCUCAACAGCCAAUAGAUGAUCUGGGAUUUAAUCCUGAUAUCAAUAUGAGUAUGGGGCUUGACGAUACCCCUUUCACUUGGGAAAUGAUUGGGCUUGGUCUUGAAGAGCCACUACCACCUCGAGAAACCAUCGACGAAUUACAUCAAAUAUACUUCGAAAAAAUACAUCCAUCUCUGCCGAUGAUACACAAGUUUCGGUAUCUCGCAGCAAUGAACCUGGCGCCAAAUCAACGUCCUCCAGUUACCUUACGAUAUGCUAUGUGGACGCUCGCUGCUUCAGUGUCCGAGAAGUACAUGCAUCUCAAGGACCAUUUCUAUCAGCGAUCACGGAAGUACAUGGAGGCCGAUUACCUGAAGGGCCAUGGUGAACACAUGAUAUCUGUCGCGCACGCGCAAGCACAUGUUUUACUAGCUUCGUUUGAAUUCAAGAUGAUGUAUUUCCCGAGAGCGUGGAUGAGUACAGGUUCGGCAAUACGUGCAUGUCAAAUGAUGGGUCUCCACAGAAUAGAUGGAAAAGGGUUGGAUGUAAAGCAAUGCCUUCCUGAACCUCGAGAUUGGACGGAAAAGGAGGAAAGACGGAGGACUUUCUGGAUGGCUUUCUGCGAAGACCGUUAUGCGAGCAUCGGAACAGGCUGGCCGAUGACCAUUGACGAGAGGGAUAUACUGACAGACUUACCUGCAUCAGAAGAAGCCUUUGAGAUGAGUAAGCCGGAACAGACGCUGUCGCUCUCAGAGUCGAUGAACCUUUCUGGGGCAUCUAAGCUCUCUUCCUUUGGAGGAGUUGCGUUGAUGGCUUGCUUGUUUGGCCGGAAUCUUGACCAUUUACACCGGCCUGAGCCUAACGACUGCGAUGAUGAUUUGAAUGGGGAGUUCUGGAAACGACACAGGAAUAUGGACAACAUCCUCCUCAACACAUCACUGUCGCUGCCUUCACAUCUGAAAUUACCCCAUGGGCUAUCUAAUCCGAAUAUCGUUUUUACUAAUAUGAACAUUCACACGUCCACAAUCUGCCUCCACCAGGCAGCGAUAUACAAAGCCGAUAAAAACAAGCUUCCAGCUUCGAUAAGCGCAGAAAGCAAGGUACGAUGUAUAACUGCUGCUAGUGAGAUUGCUAGCAUCAUGCGGAUGGUUUCUCAUAUGGACUUAGCAUCUAUGAAUCCGUUCGUGUCAUUCUGCUUGUAUGUAGCGGCUCGCGUUUUUGUUCAGUAUUUGAAGAGCCGUCCGGACGAUAGCCAAACAGGAGACUCUUUACGAUUCCUCCUUUCAGCCAUGAACGCUUUGAAGAAAAAGAACCCUUUGACCGAGUCGUUCUUAGUACAACUGGAUGUUGAUUUAGAAGGUCUUGGUAUGCGAAAUCCUAAAUAUAAACCCAUCUUCGCAUAUAGCGAAGACAAUCUCGGGCUCUCAAGUGCAAAAAUGCCUCCUCGCACGAGCAGACAGACCCCCAAUGGAAUGCCUCGACGCUUUCAAAACGAGUGCAAUUUCAUGAUAAUAUCUGAGGAUAGGGAAGUCCAUUUGGACAAUAACACUCCAACAACUUUACCAGAUGCUUCGACCGAUUCGGGCCACGAGUCAAAUCCAGCCUCUGGAGUAGAAGCAAGUGCUGUUAAUGAUGCAUACAAAGCUUUCGAUGGCGGGAGGCUCAAUUGGCUUCCCCUCCGAGAUCAGCAGACUGGAGAUCUGGGACAAGACGUUCAACGCACAAUGCAAGGUCUGGUUCUUGGUUCAAUACCUCCUGCACCAUAUGGGGAGCCUGGUAACUCCAGCAGUUCGGGCUACGUGAACAGCGGAGGCAGCAAUACUGCGGAUACGGGCAUGUCCCCCGAUACAGGUCGCUCAGGCUCUAAUCGCCCAACGCCCAACUCGCCCAGCCCAUCCGAACCACGGCUGAACAUGCAAGCGGGACAGAGUAACCCAGGUGGCAGUCCUUAUGAGACCAGCUCGGGAACAUCACAUCAAGUACAACACUCAACCUCCCACAACAGAACGCUGGACUCGUUCUUCUCCACACAACCUGAUUAUAGCGGUAUCCCCGCAAUGGGCCUCGCAUCCGAUAAUCCCUUCAACAUCCCCGAGACGCCCAGCAGGGACUUCCCACCCGGGUGGGAGAUGACCGAGCAGACAACAGGCUUAACGCCUAUCGGGGAAGGCGUAUUCCGACACCUCUACGGACUCGGCCCCCUGGAUCCUAUGCCCAUGGAUCUCGGAUGGGAAGGGAACUCCUAGGCAGACCUCCUCCUCCACUCCUCUAAUCGAAGGCGAACACGGAAGUUCUGGGGGGGCGUUUUUUUUUUUCUUCUUUCUCUUUUUGGAAACAGUAAGGCAUAUAUCAUCAGGAGUCGGAGUCGGAUAAACAUGUAGCGCUAUGGGAAACACUCCUCUUGGAACGCCAUACUUUUGUAUGCGUAGGAUACAUACAGGAUACCAUUCUCCUUUUACUGGGGCGUUCUUUUUCUUCCAGCUUGUAAAAAUAAGCAAAAAAUACUUUACUCUUUGAGCUAGGGGAACUGGCGUUGCUCUUCUCUUCUCGCUCUUGUCUAAUACCGAAUAUGUAUAUCGAUGGAUAGGUAGACAGCUACGGCAGGCAUGUAUAAGAAAGAUUCUGCUUCCAGAC